Tauraco erythrolophus (red-crested turaco) is the source of this 514-nucleotide messenger RNA. NCBI's taxonomy places the organism in Eukaryota, Metazoa, Chordata, Aves, Musophagiformes, Musophagidae. The record is from RefSeq and is a predicted model, not a curated record.
CUGAGAAGCUGGCUGGUGAAGAGCAUGCCUGGAAAGAAGUCAAAGAUGCUGUAAAUGAAGUGAAAUACCCAAAAUCAAAAGCAGAGUGGGAACAGGUUCUGACAAGAUGCCAGAAUUUCUUGAGCAGCAAUAUGGGUCAUCUUCCAGACACAAAUAUCUAUCAGCUGAAGAUGCUUGACUGUGCCAUGGAUGCCUGUAUUAACCUUGAAUCCUGGGAAGAAGCUUUGUAUUAUGGCAGCAGGACUCUGGGACCAUACAGACUGUAUUACCCUGGUUUCCAUCCACUGAGGGCUGUGCAACUGAUGCGAGUGGGCAAACUGCAGUACAGUCAAGACAUGUUUCCUCAAGCGCUGGAGACCUUGAAACAGGCGUAUAAUAUUAUGAAGGUGACCCAUGGGACAGAUCACAGCCUGAUGCAAGCCUUGAUGGAGAUAAAGGAAGAGUGUGAGGCCAUCAUAAGAACACAGUGAAAAAAAAAUCUCCAGUCUGGAAAACAAAAUAUUCAAAGAGAAAG